GUGGGUGAGGAAUAACACAAUGAGAAAAGGGAAUGAAGACAGACAACAUCAUUCUCCCCAAAGAAAGCUAAGUCUUAGAAUCAUCACUCCAGUUCCCCUUUUUGGCCCUUUCUUCUUCCUUUUUUUAUAUUUCUUUCUUCUUUGACCCUUCACUUAAUUACUUACCUACAUGCUUUUGACACCCUCAUUACUCUCAUAAGUAAAAAGAUUAACCACACUUAAUUAAUACCCCUGAUCAACUUAAUCCAGCUAAUAUCUUUGGAAAUGAUUCACUAUAGCUUAGUUAUAAAAAAUAAUAAUGAUAUACUACAAAAACACUGGUUUUAUUUUCUUUGUUGUUUAUAAAGGUAUUGAUGAAGAAAAAGGAAAGGGAGAGCAGCAAACUUUUGGAGCAAGUCAUAGGUUAAAAGCUCCAUGGCUUUUUCUUCCAUCACUUUCAUUCCUCUCUUCUCAUUCUAAGCGGUUUCACAGAGAAUUUAAGAGAUCUUGAUAAGAACUUUUGAUUAUUUUUCCCUCUUAUAUUUUCUAAAAAUCAAUUCUGAAACUCCACUGUCAUAGUUACAGAAACUCUAUAUAUCUCGAAGAUGAGAAAUUACUACUCCAGAAGAAAAUCUAGGGAACACAUCACUACUGUUGCUCUUAUCAUCCUUCUUCUUUUGUUUCUGUUUCUUUACGCUAAAGCUUCAUCGUCCUCCUCUACUGCUGGUAUUCAUCAUCACUCUACUCAUGGAAGCUUGAAGAAACCUAGAGUUUUGGAUCCAAAGCCUCAUGGUCUUAAUGUCAAUGCUGCGUCAAGAGGAUCAAGAGUAUAUACAAAUGAAGGUGGUGAGAAUGUUUUUGAAGAUGGAAAGAGAAGGGUCUUCACAGGUCCUAAUCCUUUGCACAAUCGUUAAAUAUAUUUUUUUUGCUUUUACAAGUUUUGUGAAUUUUGUCUGAAUAAAAAUAUAUAUAUAUGGGCAAACAAAACCCAAAACCAUAUUACAUUUACUUUGUAUUACACUGCUAUACAUAUUAUAUCGUACGUGAUUUGCCGUGAUUUGUAACUCUUUCUAUGUGGAGGAAUGAGAUUUCAAGAGUGCUGUUGAAA
Molecule: messenger RNA, 1087 nt
Organism: Raphanus sativus (radish)
Lineage: Eukaryota; Viridiplantae; Streptophyta; Magnoliopsida; Brassicales; Brassicaceae
Product: CLAVATA3/ESR (CLE)-related protein 22-like
Exons: 1
Coding region: 585-893 (102 amino acids)
Biological process (GO): system development
Source: RefSeq, a predicted model, not a curated record